AUGGAGCCAGCUGACUGGAGUAACUUGGAGUUCUUUUUCAAGGAUAGAUUGGUGGAAGAUUUCACAACAGUAGAAGAGGAACUUCGGAAAAUAAGGGAGUGCAGAUCCAGAAGGAGUAAAAGAGCCUCUGAAUCAAUGGUUUUCUGCAUAGUUGUGAAGAGUCAGAAGAGAUACAAAGGAAUGUACAUCCGGGCGAUCCUAAAUGGACUUGCAUUAGGAACAGAGCCUAGCGCAGAAAUACGCCCAGAAAGCUUUCUAGUAGGGGAGUGUAGCAGAAAUGCAAGCCAUGACGGAGUGUUUUUUGUCAAGAUUGAGAUAUGGAGCCUUGAAGGAAUGGUUUCCGAGGAGACCUUCAGGAUUACGAGUCUGGAUGUGUUUUCGAAGAAGCUAGGUUUCCUCAGGCUAAUUCACAAAGGCGUCCAGGAGGAGAUUGAAGUAGAGAUCCAUUGCGUUCAGACGGACGGGAGUGGGAGCCAAGCUUACGAUGAUAUGAAGGCAAUAGGGCAUCGCGGAUGUGGGGAAAAUAGAUUGACUACGACGAACCUGAUGGAGAACACCAUUUCCUCAUUUCUAGAGGCAUACAGAAGAGGAGCGAAGUGGGUGGAAAUGGAUGUGCAACUCACGAAAGACGAAGUUCCUGUAGUGUUUCACGACUUUGGAAUACAAACAGGUGGGUCGUAUGCAGGGAUAAAUGAGGUCACACUUGAGGAGUUUCUCAGUCUUGUAGGGAAUCCAGAUGAGAAGGAGCACCACCUCCCCUGCACACUUUCAAAGCUUCUAGACCAAAUUGGUAAUGAGCAUGGAAUCAAUAUAGAGAUAAAGUAUCCUCUUCCAUCUGAAGAGAGGGAGCAUGGGCUUCGAGGCCUGAUCCCGGCAGAAAAGGUCGUUGAGAGAAUCGUAGAAACGGUUCAGAGAAGUGGAAGGCAAAAAGUAAUCUUUUCGUCAUUCCAUCCGUAUGUUCUCCUGUUACUGAAACUGAGGCUUCCUAGCUCCAACAUUUAUAUGCUGACAGAGGCAAACAAUAAUAAGGAAAAUCCAUAUACGGGCACCUUGUACGAUGCCUUGUACUUCUCCGCAAAGCUGGGGCUGGAUGGUGUCGUCCUGGAUUGGAACUGCAUAUCUGCAAGUCCAAUACACAUUGUUAAAGCCUUUGAGUCGUUUGAUCUCAAAACGAUUGUAUAUGGUUCUGGAGUCAAUAAUAGGGAUGUCAUACACAUUCUGAACGAGGCUGGAGUCCAUGGAAUAAUACUGGAUAACCUGGAUCUGGCUUAUACAAAUGGCAAUGGUAUCUACUGA
Encephalitozoon cuniculi GB-M1 is the source of this 1296-nucleotide messenger RNA. RefSeq lists its product as uncharacterized. The transcript has a single exon. Bases 1 to 1296 code for a protein of 431 amino acids. Gene Ontology annotation, biological process: glycerophospholipid catabolic process. Gene Ontology annotation, molecular function: phosphoric diester hydrolase activity. Lineage: Eukaryota; Fungi; Microsporidia; Unikaryonidae. The record is from RefSeq and is marked provisional.